This is a messenger RNA of Linepithema humile (Argentine ant), 2459 nucleotides long. Its product is annotated as arrestin domain-containing protein 17. The record is from RefSeq and is a predicted model, not a curated record. Lineage: Eukaryota; Metazoa; Arthropoda; Insecta; Hymenoptera; Formicidae. Gene Ontology annotation, cellular component: cytoplasm. Gene Ontology annotation, biological process: protein transport.
AAAAAAAAAACAUAUUACGUCCUGAAUGUAUAAAACUAAACUGCGUUUCUCCGCCCGGAGAAUUGUUGUGAUGCCUGCGCGUCCCAGAAUGAAGACGGUCCUGGCGACGGCGAGUCUCGCCGACUACGUCACUCGUCGUCUGCGCGAACAUAUGAACGCGUGCACCAGCGUGUGGCUUCGUGUGUCCGGUUUUUCACCAGCUCGAUAUAGCGUAGAGCGACGCGCUCGGACCACAGCGGAACGCCGCGACGUCGGUAAGCGUCGACGUUAAUAAGCGUCGGUGAAUGCAACGCGAAUGAAAUAAUCGACGAUAUCGGUUGACAAGAGAAACGUUAAGGUACAAGGUAAACCGAUCGAUAUGGGUUUGAAGGAUUUCCGGGUAGUAUUUGACAAUCCAGUGAACACGUAUUAUUCUGGACAAACGGUGACGGGUAAUAUCAUCGUCGUCGUGGAUAGCACGAAGAAGGUUCGCGGUAUAAAAGUGAGAAUAAAAGGUGAAGCGAAUACUUCUUGGUCGUACGGUGGAUCCAUGAUGGAAGAAAACUAUCUAUUGAAAAAGAAUGAGUCAUACUAUGUAGAGGAUAUUCUCACAGGUUAUGAAGAAUAUUUUGAAGAAAACUACUACUUGAUUGGAUCUGCUUCGGGCAGUGAAAUAGAAAUACAAUCAGGGGAACACAAAUUUCCAUUCACAUAUACUUUACCGUUAAACCUGCCGUGUAGCUUCGAAUCGGACUUCGGACACGUUCGCUAUACUGUUAAAGCCACGCUGGAUCGACCUUGGAAGUUUGAUCACGAAGUCAAGCGUCCAUUUACAGUCAUCACCCCGUUAGAUUUGAAUAAAGAACCCAGAGCGACUGAAUCCAUUCAGGAAGAAAUGAGCGACACAUUAUUUUGCCUGUAUUGUUGCGACACGUCACCUCUGACCGUAAAUUUUUCGCUACCAGUUCGAGGAUACGUGUCCGGACAAUCGAUGCCGAUAAGAAUAAAUGUCGAGAAUUUGUCAAACGUCGCCGUGAACACCAUCAAGCUCGCUCUUUGUAAGAUUGUGACCUUUCACGCUAACCCACAAAUCGGACACUCACGGUUCGCAUCGGACGCACGCGUGUACAAAAAAGAGGAAUUUGUGAUAUCGGAAAUCAGUAAAGGACCGGUCGAGGCUCGCGGCACCGCCGAUUAUGAGCAACAUCUAGAUAUCCCGCCUUUGCCGCCGUCGAAUUGCCUUGAUAAUUGCAGCAUUAUCGAUAUCGAGUAUAAGUUGAAAGUGAAAGCGUACUCCCGAGGAUGGUAUAAUUGGAACGUAGUUGCCAAGACGCUUAUCUUUGUGGGAACAGUUCCGCUCGCGACUUAUCACGCACCGACUGCCCCACCUGCUGAAACGGAAGGCGAUUCUCCAACCAAGCCACCCGCAGCCGGUUUCGUUAUACCUUCGACGAAUAUGACGUUACCUUUACCGGAAGCCAGUUUGUACCCGACUUUACCUCUGCCGUCCUUCGAGAAGUCUUUAAACAACGCUCGGUAUCUUCGCGAAUUCGAAGAAUCGGAUUACGUUUACGGCCUAAAUAAUUAUUUCGCGCCGAGAUAUCCGGUAUAUAAUUUCGCAACAACGCAAUAACGGGAAGAGCAGAAACAUCUCACUGCGUUGAAAUUAAUUUUUAUAAAAUUAUUGGAUCGCAUAUUUUGCUCUUUUGGCGACAAAAGCUUCAAGAACCCACAAAUCGCAAUUUAAUCGUACUCAGCUUCGAACAGUCAUUUCUAAUCAGCAUAAUGGUUGGAUGUAGUGUAUAAUCAAACGAACAUACGAACAGCGCGCUUUUUAAAAUAAUAUUUAAAUUUUUUUACACUAAUCGAAUGCGGAAGAUCAUAGACAAAACUCUCAUCUGGUCAGUAGCGCAGUUUGCUUAUGGGCUUUUGAGGCUUGAGCCCCUGUGCGCCGCAGCUUCUAUAUAUUCAUAAAAAAAUGUUCCAUUUUCAAUUAUCUCCUUGUUCUUAAGUGUGUUUCGGUAGAAUUUAAUUAAUAUUCAAAAUGUUAAUUAUUUACUGUUUAUUCAUUGGGGGAGGGAGGUCAGACUGAGGCGCUCGAAAAUCACAAGCCCCUGGGCGCAAAUUUUACAAACGCGACCCUGCAUCUGGUGAUACGAUAUAUUUAUUUAUUUGAUUAUAUUUGUAGAAAUAUACAUAUAUUAUCAAUUAUAUAAAUACAUCGUAUUAUAUAAAUACAUCGUAUAGAAAAAGGAUAUAAUCUGUCAGAUUGCAUUAGCAAUCUCGAAAGCGCACACUUUUUAGAGCAACGCCGUUUAUAAACACUCGCGUAAAGAUACACGGUCGGUCUUGCGCUGCGCGUGAACUUGACGCGAGACACUACCGUAUCUCUUGAUAUUGUAAAUGUGAAUGUAUAUUCGCGAUGAUAAGCGAAAUGAAAGAUUAAAGACACCGAAAUACAUGCUUUACGUAAUUAUGAG